Messenger RNA from Salmo salar (Atlantic salmon), 1364 nucleotides. Its product is annotated as aldo/keto reductase. The record is from RefSeq and is a predicted model, not a curated record. Lineage: Eukaryota; Metazoa; Chordata; Actinopteri; Salmoniformes; Salmonidae. Gene Ontology annotation, molecular function: oxidoreductase activity.
ACAUAAAUACACAAUUGUGGUGAAGUACUUCUUACAUAGUUCAAUGAUUAACUAGAAAGAUAAGGAAGGACGCAAGAGGGAGAGAGAGAGAGAGAGAUACAAAGAGAAGGGUAUGCGGGUAACAAAGUAGUUGGUAAAGAGGAAGUCACAAGUCCCUGUCACAAGGCUCUUCCUGUCUUUCUAUGCUGUUUUAACCCACCACAUGGAGGCAAGCACCAGUGUUGUUCGGACAGUAGAGCUGAAUGAUGGCACACGCAUGCCACUGCUGGGCUUUGGAACAUGGAAGUCAAGCAGUUCAGCAGCAGUGUGUCAAAGUGCGGUGGAAGCUGCCAUAGCUGCUGGUUACCGUCACAUAGACACAGCAUACAGCUACCGCAAUGAGGUCGAGAUCAGCAAGGCUCUCUGUUCCAAGAUGCAGCAAGGCAUCAUCCGACGACAAGACAUGUACGUCGUCAGUAAGUUGUGGAGUACACACCAUGCCACCCAUGACAUCCCAUUGUGUCUAAACAAGUCCCUGAGUGACUUGCAGCUGGACUAUCUGGACCUGUACCUGAUGCACUUCCCUAUAGGACUGAAGAAAGUGGAUGAUGAGCUCUUCCCUAUGAGAGAUGGAGAAAUGCUCACCACUGACAUUGACUAUCUGGACGUGUGGAAGGGGAUGGAGGCCUUGCAGGCUUCAGGGAAAGUGAAGAGCAUUGGCGUGUCCAACUUCAACGUCCUCCAGCUGGAGAGACUGCUCUCUGUGGCCAAGGUUCCCCCUGCAGUCAACCAGGUGGAGCUGCAUCCCUACCUGGUCCAGUCUGACCUGGUGGAGUUCUGCAAGUCUCGCAACAUCACCCUCACUGCCUACAGCCCCUUAGGUUCCCCUGGAAGACCCAAAGAAUUUCACCGUGGAGACACUGAUCCUGAGAAGCUGCUGGAAGACCCUGUGGUAGGAGACGUGGCUAAGAAGCAUCGACGGAGCCCUGCUCAGGUGCUGCUGAGGUACCAUGUGCAGCAGGGUAUUGCAGUGAUCCCCAAAAGUGUGAAACCCAAUCACAUUCUGGAAAACACAAAGAUCUUUGACUUCUCUCUGAAUGAGGAGGACAUGUCGGCACUGAGAGGACUGAAUAGAGGCUGGAAGAGCUGCAUCAUCGACUCCUUGAAGUCUCAUCCAUACUACCCCUUUGAAUGAGAGUCCCUGGGGAUCAGAAACAAGAGACAGAGAAGUCACUUGGGAGAAUAGGAUAACUGUUUCUCAACCUGAGAUCAAGGCCAGAUUACUAUCCACCUCCUCAACAUCGGCCUGCAAAUGGUCUUCAACCAGUGUUUAUUGUUUACCUAUAAUGUGAAAUUGUGAUGAUAAAUAGAAAUGUGGCCCUGAA